CACCAGAUACAUUUCAUUUGAGCUCCUGAUAGCUUAUCUUUCAAGCUCUUUUAUGCAACUGUGUAAGGUCUUAUCUUCUCCUCAUCCACAACUUUGUGUACUGUAAGAUGAACUGGAGUGGCAGAGACGGUGUUAAUUUUAUUUUCUCAUCAUUCCGUCUGUUGUAUGCUGUAAGAUGAACUGGAUUGCAAGUGGUGGUGUUCAAAUUUGAAGAUUAUCUAGGCCAAGACAGAUGUGUUCUAACCAUUAAUUGUAGCUUUGACACGGUCUUUCAAGUCGAUUCGAUAACCUUUCUGAUGCAAAACCAAGUGAGGUACUACUUGGAGCUUCGAGUUUGGAUGACUCUCUUCCGUUUUCUCUACUGGGUAUUGGGGGGCAAUAAUAGUAUUCAAAGGGAUGUUACACAGUGGAAUUGGGUAUGCAAGCUGAAGGAAACCGACAUCUUGUGCGAAAUUUUGAAGGCUCUACCAGAUAUUGCUUGAUUGAGAAAGCUGAUCUGCAGAGGGGGCAAUCUUUAGUUAAACAUCUCUAAAGGUUGAAUGGGACAUGGACGGGCACACAGGGUUUCAAUCAGUUUCUUUGGGUAAGUUACCCAAAGAGAACUCGGGAUCUUUUCUGCAUCUGCUUAUUCCAGGACAAGAAAGUGAUCUACCUAUUGCCAAGAAGAGCUUUGGGGAUUCUGCCAAUGUUGUUUUGGGUCAAUCUAGCUUGCAACCAAAUUGUUACUCUGAAGAAUAUGCUAAAGGUCAUUGGGACUCCAAUAGCUGGAAUUGGGAUGGUGUAUCAUUUUUAGCGAAACCCAAAGGUAAAUGCUUGACUACAAAUGAGCCUGAACAAUUGCAUGAUUCUGAGACUAUAAUUACAGUUGAUGGUGUCUCGGAUCAUUCAGAUGUUUCUAUAGGAGUGCUAAAAUUGGGAACUGAUGAAUUUCAAAGGGUGAAGGAUUCCUCCUCAAAACUUAAGAGGAAACAAUCUUUCGAUGCAAGUAGACAGGUUUUGGAUACCACAAAGCCCUAUUUUAGAGACAGCUCAUCAGGGGGGAAUUCAGAAAGUUUAACUUUGAAUCUUGGUGGAAUGCCCUAUUCAUGUACUGAUGAUGGUGGGAAUAGACGUACCAAAUGCAAUAGACCUGAUUCUCCUGGCAAGGGUUAUCCAAUGUGUCAAGUAGACAAUUGCCAAAUCAACCUUACAGAUGCCAAGGAUUAUCACCGACGUCACAAAGUAUGUGAGAUGCAUUUCAAAGCAAACAAAGCCCUUGUGAAUCGGUUAAUGCAACGCUUUUGUCAACAAUGCAGCAGAUUUCAUCCAAUUGAACAUUUUGAUGAUGAGAAGCGAAGUUGUCGAAGGAGACUAGCUGGGCAUAACAGAAGGAGACGAAGGACUCGGUAUGAGGAUGGUGCAUGCAAACAACUUGUCCAGGAAGGAACUGAUCAGACACUGAACAAAUUGGACAUAGUGCGUCUAAUUGGCAUCCUAUCUAAGAUUCAAGGGGACAGGUUAGUGGAUCAAUCAAAUCUGGAUUGCAAUUAUAUUUUGCAGUGCUUGAAAACUGCAAAUAUAGUAUCCCAAAAUGGUCAGAUCAGUGAUAAGGACUUAAACAAUGCACAUUUACAACCAGACAUGGAUGCAAUUAUGCGUUCUUUACAAACCAUUGUUCAUCAAUCAUCUCAAAUGAAUGCAUCAUUACUUCCAUUUAUUUCAGCAUUUGCAGGCUGUUCAUCUGAUGCUCUAGCUCUCCUACUUCGUAUUGUUUCAAGAGACUGUAGUUUUCCAAUGGUACAUGCAUCUCCUGAGCUGCCAACUAAUCAGAAUUUGCAGACCAUAAAUCAAAACUAUAAAUCUGGGAUUGUGAGUGAAAAAAGUAAUUCAACAAUUUUAAAGGGAACUGUGGAGCUACAUCCCUCUGUAAAUGGUCAUUCACCUGAUGUAUCUAAAUUUUCUGGUCAGAUUUCUAGUUCUUCAGAUGGCGAUAAUCAGUACUUUACUAAAAAGAUCUGUGAUGUGGUGGAGGAAAGAUAUCAAUCAACUGGUCCAUCAUCAAUAUUGCAAUUGUCACCUCCAGUUCUACAGAACUUGUUGCCUUCUUCUGAGAACACAAGAGAUUCAAAAUCUAGUGCUCAUAAAAUGGAGCAUAAACAUCCUUCAAGCAAUGAAAAUGUUUCAAAAAGUACACUCAUUGGAUCAGUUUUCAAGAAUAACACACCAAGUUAUUUGAGUGGAACCCCUAACAUAGGGAAACCUUUGCCAAAAAUUGGUAGCAAUUGUUUAUAUGGAUCAAAUGAGGCUCUCUGUUCAAGCUUUCAGAACCACACAGAUCGAAUUGUAUUUAAACUUUUUGACAAAGAUCCAGGUGACUUUCCCCUCACACUAAGAACACAGAUUAUUGAAUGGCUUUCGCAAAUUCCAUCUGAUAUGGAAAGUUAUAUUCGACCUGGUUGUGUGAUACUCUCCAUUUAUGUAGCCAUGCCAUCUUGUGCUUGGGAGCAACUAGGUAAUAGUUUGCAAGAAACUUUGGAACGCCUUGUUGCUAGCCAUGAGAGUGAUUUUUGGAGAACUGAUAAGAUACUUGUUCAAGUGAAACAACGGUUGGCUUCUGUCAAAGAUGGUAAGAUUCGAUUGAGUAAGACUUUGAUGCCACGUAACGCUCCUGAGAUUUACUCAGUAUGGCCUAUUGCAAUUGUAGCUGGUGAAGACACUACUUUAGUUUUAAGAGGCCGCAAUUUGAAUGUUCCAGGCACAAAAUUUCUCUGUGCUUACAAAGGAAAAUAUACCUUUGCAGAAGUUCCUGAGCGAGUUGAGGAGUCAAACAUUUAUCCAAGAAUGAUACAUGAGCAGACUAGACAGUUGCUCAGACUUUCAGGGGGUCCAGCUAAUGUAUUGGGCCGUUGCUUCAUUGAAGUGGAACACAUUCUCAAAGGAAAUACCUUUCCUAUCAUUGUCGCAGACAGCGCCAUUUGUAUGGAGUUGCACAGUCUUCAACUGGAAAUUUGUGAUUCAACCACGGCACUAGGAAGCACUGAUGUGGACUCUUUUGAUGACCAUGUUCUGGAUAAUGUUCAAUUAGGAGUCAAAAUGGAGACCCUCUUUUUUCUAAAUGAAUUGGGAUGGCUUUUCCAAAGAAGCAACUGGGAGACAAAGUAUAUUGGAAAAUCUCCAGCCACAAAAUUUUCAGUUUCUCGCUUUAGAAGCCUCUUGAUAUAUGCAGUAGAACAUGAUUGGCGUGCUUUGAUGAAAAGGCUGUUGGACUUAUUCUUUAUCAUGAAUGUUGGGCAGGAGGGACUAUCCCAGGAGGCAAUAGAAAACUUAUCAGAAGCAAACCUCCUACACAGAUCUGUAAAACGAAAGUGUAGGCAAAUGGUGGAUUUGCUUUUGCACUAUUCACCACCUUCAAAUCAUACUCAUGAUUUCAAAAACAGCUUCACAUUCACUCCAGACAUGGCAGGUCCGCUUGGUCUCACACCGCUACAUAUAGCUGCUAAUAUGCAAAAUGCUGAGGACAUGGUGGAUGCAUUGACUAGUGAUCCACAUGAAGUUGGAUUAUAUACUUGGAGCUCAACCUUGGAUACAAGUCAGAAGAGUCCAGAAACCUAUGCCAUGUUACAAGGUAAUAUAUCAUAUAUGCAUAUGAUACAAAUAAAACUUUCUAUCAAGAGAAGUCCCCAGGUAAUGAUCAGAAUUUGCGAAGCAAAAGCAUCUCUUGAUGAACCCAAAACACCGGGUGGAACUAGUGCAGUUGCAAGGGGGACAGAGCUGGCACGGCCUCAAUUGCAACAAUCAAAUCCCCCACGUUCAGAAACGUGUGGUAGACUAGUAAGAGCAACCACAACCCUCCAUGGGAGCUUAUGUCGUCCAUUUCAUUUUUCUCGUCUUUAUAUUGCAGCAGUGUUUGUCUGUGUAUGCCUCAUCUUCAAGGGUCCACCUCAAGUUGCUUCUGUCUCCCAUUUCAAGUGGGAAAAUGUAGAUUUCGGUCUGUUCUGAAGCUUAUUAUGAUACCCUUAAAAACUAUAUGUUCUCUAGAUUAUCCUAUAUGUUAGUAUAGGUGUUAUCCUAAUGUUGGUAUAGGUGUUUUAUGGACCUGGUACAAACUUGUUCUUCAUAUUAUUAAUAUCGUAUUUGUAGUGGAUGAUGAGCUCAGAUUAGUCUUUCAUCUUGACGUGCUGGGCUAUUACCUGAGCAUUCUCAUGCAAUCAACGCUGGUAAGUCAUAAUCAUUAUAUAUUUUAACUGGUGACUAUAAAUAUUCAUAGAAAACAAUGAAAUAAUGGUUAGUUGGAGCA
Cryptomeria japonica (Japanese cedar) is the source of this 4276-nucleotide messenger RNA. RefSeq names its product squamosa promoter-binding-like protein 1. NCBI's taxonomy places the organism in Eukaryota, Viridiplantae, Streptophyta, Pinopsida, Cupressales, Cupressaceae. Gene Ontology annotation, molecular function: DNA binding. The transcript has 11 exons. The record is from RefSeq and is a predicted model, not a curated record. Gene Ontology annotation, cellular component: nucleus. Bases 547 to 3978 code for a protein of 1143 amino acids.